Molecule: messenger RNA, 901 nt
Organism: Sinocyclocheilus rhinocerous
Lineage: Eukaryota; Metazoa; Chordata; Actinopteri; Cypriniformes; Cyprinidae
Product: sterile alpha motif domain-containing protein 3-like
Exons: 1
Coding region: 23-901 (292 amino acids)
Source: RefSeq, a predicted model, not a curated record
ACCACAAACUUUGACUUCAUUGAUGGAACAGCUUGAGGAAAAGCUAGGUCUUCCUUACAAGUUUUAUCUUCAGUAUGAAGAUGCUGAUUUUAACAAUGCACUGAUUAACCUAACAGACAUUGCAGAUUUACCUGAAAGGCCCACCUUAAAGGUGAUUACUCUUGCAGCAUCUCCUACAGCAUCUCCUACACCAAGUACAGCUGACACAGAUAUUGUGUCUUUGACCUCAGAAGAAGGUUCAUCUAAUGUACGCCAAGCUCAGUGGCCAGAGACCUUUGAAAUCCCAAAUUUUCCUGUAGACAUUGAGUACAGAUUGCGCCAAGGAAAUCUUCUCUUCAUGAAAGACCAGACAUAUAUGCACGUUCCUAGGGACAUGAAGCAUGAAAUUCUUGAAAAACUUGCUGAGUCUAUGUACAACUUCAAAGCAUAUCCCUCUGAUGACGAUUUCAAUGAUGUUGCAUCUGCACUGGUAAAAAAACAUCCAUGCCUUACUGAACCAGGUUCCUCUACUGGAUGGAACGGUUGGAAGAACAGCCUCAAAUUUAAAAUGGGGAACUACAGAACGAAGCUACGCCGAGCUGGAUGCACAGAUGUUCUUAUAAAUGCAGGAAAAAGGGGAGGCCAAGAUCCUGUGAGAGGUGUUAAAAGGCCUAAACGAUUUGAAAUCAAUUUUCUUCCCAAUUGUCCUGCUGGUGAGGAUGACUGCAGCAUGGAAUCUAAACGCUUACAACUUGUGGAGGAAAUGAAUAAAAGUCAUCCAAGUUCCACCUUGAUAUCACAGCACAUGGAUUCCACUUUCUCCUUGAGAAGAAAAGAGAUCGUAGAGAAGGAACCUCCAGUAACAGAGACUCUCCAAAGAUGGCCAUCACUUUUCACAGAAAGGCAGGUAAGUUAUAAUUAA